AUGACGGCCGCGAUAAGAGCGGUUAUUGAAGUUCGUCAAGCCGUGUCACAUUCUGCCCUGUCCAAGAAAUGGACCGACGACGACCUGCCGGCGACGGACGCGCGACCCAAAUCCGCCGCCGCGAACGCCUCCGCGUCGCACGCGUCGCAAGGGCCGCGGCCAAGGCUGACGCGAUCGAACGCGUCAACCUCGCGAGCGCCCGCCGCGGAAGCCUCGAACUCGCGCGCCCCCCCCCCGGAAGCUUUUGCAUCGAGCCCUAGUACAGGUUCGCACAAGGGAGGACCCACCCCCGGGUACGUUCACGGGCACACGCACGUGCGCAAGCCGCGGCGCCUAGCAACUGCCGCGUCUGUGUCCGGAGCGGAAGGCAGGGCGGAAGGUAGGGCGGAAGGGGGAGGAGACGGGGGAGGGGAUGGGGACGGCGGAACGCUUGCGGAUACAGGCAGACGGGUGAAGUCCUCCGCGUCGGUUUCCUCCGCGGGCGAGAAGGGGUCGCGGAAGCGGGGAGACGCAGGGGCAGGCGGAAAACUAGGCGGAAAAGCAAGCAGGAAAUUAAUUUCUGUGAGCAGCAGCGGCGCAAGCACCCCCUCUAGCAGCUUCAAUGACAAUGGCGGCGGGGGGAGCAGCAGCGAGGCAGGCAGCGUGCGCAGCAGAAGCACUUUUAGGUCAUAUGAAAAUGAUGAUGAUGAUGACCUUAGUAGCCACGCGGAUUCGGAAUUAGAGGUGAAUUUCGAGGAGGUAUUAGGGCCCGCGUCGGGGUUUGACUGGAUCACGAGUAUUAGCGCUGCUUCCACGCCUUCGUCUAGCUCGUCCGCGAAUAGGGUUACCAGGUUCGCGCCGAACACGCCUCCGCAUGCGCUGGCGUCCGGGGUGCAUCCGUCGUUUGCUAGUAACGAGCACGGGAUUCUCGCGGCUGCUGCAAUAGCAUCGGUGGGCGGAGCAGGGGGAGCAGCAGGGGGAGCAGGGGGAGCAGCAGCGGGGAGGGAGGCGGAAGGGAAGGGGUCCGGAAAAGAGGCUUUUAAGACUGAGUGGGAGGUGUUUAUGAGGCAGUCGGAAGGGAUAGUGGGGUUGCAUCUACUGGAAGGUUUGGCACCCAGGGGCUCGAAACGAAAGCAGAAUAAAAAGAAGGUGCUUGUAAGGAAGGUGAAGGAGGAGACGAAAAAGAUGGAUUUUUGGGGGGAGGAGAGUGGGAGUGAGGAAGGGAGAGGGAUGGGGGGUGGGAGGAGGAAGGGCAAAGGGGGGAAGGGAGGAGGGGGAGGGGAGGGGGAGGAGCAGGUUGAGCGGAAGUUUGGGAGCUUGGGGGAAAAGAAGAGGCGGGAAAAGGCGGGGAGAAAAGGGGGAGCGGAGUGGGAGGAUGGGGCGGAAGGGGGAGAAGGGGGCGGGGGGAGGGUAGCGAGGGGAGGAAGGCGGGGAAGAACGGGAGAGGAGGAAGAACACGCAGAGGGGGGGGAAGAGGGGGAGGAGGGCGACGAGGGGGAGGAAGGCAGUGAGAAGGAAGGCAGGAGGUUCAAUGAGUUGGGAGAGCGGGUGAGGGGAGAGCGAGGGGAGAGGGAGGAACGCAGGGGAAGGGGGAGGAGAGGGGUAGGUUACGGGGGGAGUAGGGCAGCAGCAGCAGCGGCGAUUCGUAAAGCCAGAUCAGGUGCUUCGCAUGGUGGGGAAGGGGAUGGAAUUGGUUUGACUGGUGGUGAUGGGAGGGAUAGUGGGGCAGUUGAAAAUAGCUCGUUUGCUGCCCUGGGCAGGGCGAAAAAAGCUUCUGGCGGUAGGGAUGGCUCUGGUUUGGAUCCAGAAGACGAAGAGGGGUCGUUUAUUGCUCUGGGAAAGGCGAGGCUUGAUAGAGAGGGCUCGUCAAAUGAUCCGGGCAGCUUGAAAAAUGAUGCUCUGACCCCGACAAAAUCCGCGGCUGCGCCUGGUUUACCCGAGGUUAAGAAAAGUUUGGAGGGAGAGGAGGAUUUGAGUAAGGUGGCCGGUGUGGCAAAGAAAUGGGUGAAGAAAGCAAAGGAUGAUAAGUCGAAGAAGGGGAAGGAUGGGGAGAAGGGAGACGGGAGUGAGGAGGAUGAGGAGGAGGGGGCGAUUGUAGGGUAUGGAACGCAGGUGAAAGACGCCAGAAGGGGUAUUGGGGGGUCGAAGGCUGAGGGAGUCGGUUGGGAGGGGUUGAAAGCGGCUGCAGGGGCGAUAGGGGGAGGGGAGGGGGAGGAGAGUGGGGAGAAAGAAGCAGGGGGAGCGGGGGGUAAGGUUCGCCCCAAGACCCCCCCCCCUAGCUCGUUACUUGGUGGUGGUAAUUUAAAAGCUCCUCCUGCUCCCCCUCCCCCGCCCCCGCUACCCCCUGGGGGCAAAGGUCCUCCGCCACCCCCUCCCCCGCCCCUUCCCCCGGCCGCCAAGGGUCCCCCUCCCCCGCCCCCGCCCCCAGGCUCCAAAGGCCCCCCUCCGCCUCCCCCUCCCCCAGGGCGGAAGGGCCCCCCUCCCCCCCCGCCUCCCCCAGGCGCUAAGGGGCCGGGGCCUCCCCCUCCCCCGCCUCCCCCAGGGGGCAAGGGCGAAGCUCCCCCUCCGCUCCCGCCUGGGUUCAAGGGGAAGGGUCCGCCUCCUGGGGGACCGUUUGGGGGGGGGAGGCGCGCGCUGGUGGACUGGGGGGGCAUGACGAACGCGGAUGGCACCAUCUGGGCCUCAGAGCUUGACUUUGAUAUCGAUAUUGGCGAGUUGAAGAAGCAGUUUGAGCCCAAGGCAGCUGCUCCUUUCAAGAAGGCAGAGCAGCCUGUGAAGAAACAAGUCAUUCGAAUUAUCGACAUGGCCAAGUCAAGGAACGUGGAGAUUUCUCUUCGCAGCAUGAAGCUCCAUCCGCACGACCUCGUGGUUGCAGUGUUGAGUGUAGACACGUCGACAAUAGGCGAGUGGUGUGACAGCCUGGUGGAGACUCUGCUGAAGUACGGCCCGGAUGACAAGGAGAAGCGGCUGCUGAGGGAGUUCAAGGGAAAUGUGGAGGACCUGGGUCCGUGCGAGCAG
This is a messenger RNA of Closterium sp. Naga37s-1, 2997 nucleotides long. The record is from the annotation of a GenBank genome assembly. NCBI's taxonomy places the organism in Eukaryota, Viridiplantae, Streptophyta, Zygnematophyceae, Desmidiales, Closteriaceae.